This is a messenger RNA of Penicillium soppii, 1797 nucleotides long. RefSeq names its product putative regulatory factor Sgt1. The coding region runs from base 1 to 1797 and encodes 598 amino acids. NCBI's taxonomy places the organism in Eukaryota, Fungi, Ascomycota, Eurotiomycetes, Eurotiales, Aspergillaceae. Gene Ontology annotation, cellular component: nucleus. The transcript has 3 exons. The record is from RefSeq and is a predicted model, not a curated record.
AUGACUUCCGAGGAGGAUCUCGCUUGGUUUCAAUCAACUUUUCGUCCUAUCCCAAAACCAGAGCUUCCCGAUGACGCUGUCGAGUACUCUAUCUAUCAUAUUCCGCCCUCCCCCGCCCCCGCUGUUAUCGAUGAAGCUGCCGAGACUCGGGCGCGAUUGCUUGAGGUACAGCGCACUGCAGCAGAACUGACUAAAGAUUUGCUCAAAGAUUACAUUUGGCAACGUGAAUCUUUUCGAUUGGAGAUUACGAAGGAAGAUGGAAUCACAUCGUUACAGGGUCGCACUAACUAUGGUGACUCUAUCGAAGACGAAUGGGUUAUCGUUUACUUCCUUCGUGAACUGACGAAGCGCCAUAAAGAUAUUUGGGUCCAAGUGGGGGACAGUGAUGGCGAGUUCCUUCUCAUUGAAGCCGCAGGGACACUUCCUGCAUGGAUAGAACCAGAUGUUGCAGACAACAGGGUGUGGAUCCACCAAGGAGACCUCCGAAUCAUCAAGCCUAAACAAGAGACGAAACGACAGGUCACUGAGAAGAUAUCACUUCCAGAGGCCCGAAAGAUUCUUCGAGAUGAACCUAGUCGCCUCCUUCGCUCGACAAUUAUUCAAGAAGAAGCCUUUUACCGUCUACGCAAUUACCCUCAACAAAUUAGCGAAAACCUUCACUCCGCCGUCAUCACAAUCCCUCGCAAGGCUGCGUUUCUCUUGCACCAAAAGCCUGCGUACAUCUCACCCGCUGUGGAGGCGUUUUACAUUCGUGAUCCGAUCGCCCUGCGACCCUUACGAGCGAAGGAUGCCUCCGACCUUGUUUUCAAGCCUGAUGAUUUAGUGACCGUCAGUGUUCGAUUUACUCGUGUUGGAUAUGCGCAACUCAAAAGCCAAGAGUUCCCUGUCCCAAGCACUUGGGCAGGCAAACUACCCUCAUCUGAAGAUCAAAAGGCCUAUGACCGCGCAGAAGCAGGAAUGAAACUUGCAUGUGGACUAGAGAUGCUGCUGUAUGAUCCUCAAAACCAGGAUAAACCUGCGGUUAGGGAAAUGAAGCUACUCCUCGAGGAUGUGGACACAGGGGAUGAAACCCUUCCCACUGAUAAAGAGAUUGAAGAAACAUGGGACAAGCGUGAAGACGACGAAAAGUGGCUAGAUAUCAACUUUGAGGAUCUAGAAACUGAGCUCAAAGGAAAGACUCAAGGAAAAGAAGCGGAAGCUGGUAAUUUCGGUGACUCUGGUGCUCAGGAAAAUCUCCAACGUAUCGUGGCCCGAUUUGAAGAGUUUUUGAACGACAACUCGGCAGGCUUCGACGGUGCCGACUUCAUUGAUGACUUUGAAUCCGAUUCCGACGUUGACGAGGAUGACGAGGCAGAAGAUGCCGACAGUGAAGGCGAGGACAAGGAUGCCUCGUUCAACGAAGAGGAAUUCGCUAGAAUGAUGAAAGAGAUGAUGGGUAUGCCAUCGUCGUCAGAUUCCAUUCGCAAGCGAGUGCAGGAGUUGGAUUCGGAUGGAGAAGAUGACACAGAGCAAAUCAAGGAGCUUUCCCGGCGAAUGGAGGCCGAAUUACAGGGAACGGGUGUGCUCGAUCUCAAGCAGCGCCAGCACAACCUAGCCUCUGAUCAAUCCAGUGCAUCCAAAGGGAAGGCUGCUCGGAGUUCAAAGCAAGAUGAUUCAGAAGAUGAGGAUGAUAAUAUCAACAUCAAUCUUGCAAAGAACUUGCUGGAGAGUCUUCAAAGUCAAGCUGGAGUUUCUGGUCCUGCUGGAAAUAUGCUGUCAAUGAUGAACAUGCGCAUGCCCAAAGACGAUCGCCCUUGA